Strigops habroptila (Kakapo) is the source of this 5620-nucleotide messenger RNA. RefSeq names its product arrestin domain containing 1 (gene ARRDC1). The record is from RefSeq and is a predicted model, not a curated record. Gene Ontology annotation, biological process: protein transport. Gene Ontology annotation, cellular component: cytoplasm. Gene Ontology annotation, molecular function: ubiquitin-like ligase-substrate adaptor activity; ubiquitin protein ligase binding. The transcript is spliced from 8 exons. Bases 88 to 1359 code for a protein of 423 amino acids. Lineage: Eukaryota; Metazoa; Chordata; Aves; Psittaciformes; Psittacidae.
GGCGCGGCGCGGCGCGGGGCGGCAGGUAUCGCUGCCGGCGGAGCGCGCAGGGCCGGGCAGAGCCGGUCCGCUGGGGCCGGCGGGGCCAUGGGGAAGGUGCAGCUCUUCGAGAUCCGCCUGGGCGACAGCCGCGUCGUCUACAGCCCCGGCGAGCCGCUGGCCGGCACCGUCACCGUGCGGCUCUCGGGCUCGCUGCAGUACCGAGCCAUCAAGGUGAGCUGUGUUGGAUCCUGUGGGGUAUCUAACAAGAUCAAUGACACAGCAUGGACUGUGGAGGAGCAGUACUUUAACAGCACGCUGUCUCUGGCAGACAAAGGGGUCCUGACAGCUGGAGAGCACAACUUUCCCUUCCAGUUCCUGCUGCCAGCCUCUGCUCCUACAUCCUUCGAAGGGCCUUUUGGCAAGGUCCUCCAUCAGGUGAAGGCUGUGAUAGACACACCUCGCUUCUCCAAGGACUACAAGUGCAGCAGGAUUUUCUACAUUCUCUGCCCUCUCAACUUGAACGACAUCCCUGACAUUGAGCAGCCCAAUACUAUGUCAGUCACCAAGAAGUUCAACUACAAGCUUGUGAAAAGUGGCAACAUCAUCCUGACUGCCACCUCGGAUCUGAAAGGGUACAUCGUGGGCCAGGCCAUCCAGCUCCGCACCGACAUCGAGAACAAGUCGGGCCGGGACACGGGGGCUGUGGUAGCCAGUCUGCUCCAGAAAGUGGCUUAUAAAUCCAAGCGCUGGAUUUACGACCUGAGGACCAUCGCAGAGGUGGAAGGCUCAGGAGUGAAAGCCUGGAAAUACGCAGAGUGGAAGGAGCAGAUCCUCGUUCCAGCACUGCCCCAGUCCAUUCUGCAGGGCUGUAGCCUCAUCCAUAUUGACUACUACAUCCAAGUCUCCCUCAAGUCACCCGAGGUUUCAGUCACUCUCCCCAUUUACAUCGGUAACAUCGCUGUGAACAGGGUGCCCCUGAGCCCCUCCCGGCCCAUCCAGCACAUCCCAUCUGCAGUGGUACCCAGUGCCCCCCCGGAGGAAGAGGAGGCUGCCAGUGGUUAUCACUCCAUGGACAAUGUCUCAAUCCCCACCAAAAGCCAUUCCCAACAGCAGCCAUUUAGCUACGCCCCAGGACUGAGCUUCCAGGAGAUACGGGUGGACUCGGAGCAGACGGGCUCCCCAAACCACCCCACGCUCUGCCUGUCCACGGGGGCCACUGUCCCUUACUACGCUGAGGGGAACGUGGUGCCUGUCCCCACUGCCAGCUCCCUCAUUCUGCCUCCGGAGUACAGCACGUGGGGCUACCCCUAUGAGGCACCUCCAUCCUACGAGCAGAGCUGCAGCAGUGCCAACUCCAGCAUCAGCAACGGCAACUGACCUCCCCUGCUCUGAGUCCUGCUGGUGCUGCCCACCCCAGUGCCACGGUUCAGCUGCCUACACCGAGGUCUGGUACAGCACGAGGCGUCUCUUUGUCUCUCUGGCUGCUUGGUGGGGUAGAUGGCAUGGCCCAGCCUGGGCUUUUUAAGUCUCUUUCUAGGGAGGGGGGUGGGAAAACCAAAAAGUGCAGCCGGAGCAGCCUGUGUGUGCGUAGGAGAGGUCUGGGAAACUCAACUGCUGCUGCACCAAGUGCUGGAGAACUGGUUCAGCCCCAGGGAUGGCCUCUGCAGCAGCCUGUGUUUAAAGUACUGUAGUCAACACUAACUGCUUUACUAUCAAAGCACCUGCGAUGCCUUAUCUGAAAUGCUCCUGACUUGGCAUGUCUCCACUGUAGGUGAGGGCUGGGCUGGGUGGACUUUUCUCUUCUUUUUAGGGACUGUGUGCUCUCCAGAAGUGGUUUUGACAACCUUGUCCUCAUAGGUCCUAAGGGUAGCUGAAACAGGAGGUUUCCUGGAGUGAGCGGGUUCGGAAGGUCAGGGGCUCUUCAAGAGCCAAAAGCACAAGUCCUCACUGUACCUGUGCUGUGGGCUGAGGGACCUGCAGCCUUUGGUCCUCCCACAGCGUGUGGUGAGGGGAGAGCAGGCUGGGGCGCUCACUCCUCACCCAGGAGGCCCUGCUGAGCUGUGGGGGGAGCCCGGUGUGACCCUGGGGUGCCCAUCACCCAGCUUCUGGCCUUUCUCAGCAAAGGGUGACUCCUUCCUCUGGAAAGCCCUAUAGGAGACAAUCUGUCCUGGCUCGCUGUAGGCUGCAGCACCCGGGAUGAGCAGCACUCGUCAGGCUGCAGUCGUGGGACACCCCAGAUCCCUGUGUCCCACCUCCCACCCUGCAGGGUGCUCUCUCCAUCCCACCUGCCUUCAGCAGGCCAGAAUUCCAUGACUAUCAAGUUAGAAAAGUCCUGUCUGAUGCUACCUCUGAGUCCCUGCCCGUGGAAGCCCUUUCCUUUGGGAUUGACCCUCCCUGGAGGCUCAGCCUGGUGUCUCACAGGAGCACCCAGCGCUGCCGAGCCAGGGCAGGAGGGUGCUUGGCCUGGGGGCUGCUCUCUCGGUGCUGGUUGACCACUUGCCUCCUGAGCCGGCUCUUGAGCCACAGCAGGAUGCUAAAUGAGGGAGUGGGAACACAAAGUGCUGCACUCCUGGACCCGGCAGGUCAGGGGUGAAGCUGGAGGAUGGAAAACAACAUUUUUCUUCUGUGCUUCUCCCUCCUCACCUCCUUUUUUUUAAGCUUUUUUAGUAUGAACUGCCCAAGCUGAGGAAACCACAACCUUAGGCCACGGCUUGUGCAGAGCUUGGGUCCCUCUGAGCGCUGGUCUCAGACCGGGCAGUAUCUGACAAAGCUCUUGGGAGCAGCACAGCCUCGCCUCAGCCCCGCACACCCGCUGCAGCUGGGGACAAGCCCUGCUUUGCACUCUUCCUUUGCAAAUGCUUUUAGUUUGGUUCAUUUUAAGUGUUGAACUGCUUUAAGGAUAGAGUAGAGAAGGUGCCGUUCUGAGCAGUGCUGGCACAACACGCACCAGUGGUGAUAGAAUGAUUGUCAUUGUCCCUGAAUAUAUAUAUAUAUGAGAUGAAGUUUUGUUUUUAAUGAUUGAAUUCAGAAAUACAAAUUUUAAUGCUGUAUUUAAUAAAUUAUUCUAAGAGAAACGCUGUGCUUUUUCAUCCAUUGCUGAUGCUUAUCCAUGUGCCUCUUCACGCCAAACCCAGGGAUGCACCGUGCCGGUUUGUGACCAAGUGUGAAGCACGUUUUUGCUCUGGCCACAGAAGAUGGGGACUUCUGCUGACAACCAGCACGGUGCAGCCUGUACAGUGUCCCAAAGCCAUGGUUUGUAUAGAUGGGGUCCUGGGCCUCCUCUGCUGUCCAACAGGAGAGGUGUGCUGGUGGGGAGGGAUGGGAGCACAGGCUCUCCCUGCAGGAGGAUGCAGAUGGAGCAGGCAAGCCCUGGCUGGAGGGGCUGGACACCACCAGCCUCUGCCCUCUCUUAAAGAGCCAUUUGGAAUCAACGUGUUAAAAGUGGAAGAAGGUUCCUCCUCACACGCACAGUUCAGUGAUACCAUGGCUGAGGCAUGCAGGUGCUGAAUAAGCGUUGUCACUGCGAGUAGCCCGAGGUGUGAGCUGUGUCUCAGAUAUGAGGAAUGCUGCUUCACUCUCUGCUCAACUCAUGCUUCUGCCCAGCUUUUAUUAUUCCAGCCUCUCUCCUUUGCCUGCUGGUCUGUGCCUGCCAUGAAAAGCAUUCUUGAUACACAGGGGUCAAAGGCAGAAGCUUGAUCGUGAUGGUGCAUCUCUUCUCCAGUGCUCUUCCUCUUUCUCCCAGUUACCUGAACCUGUUUUGCCUGGCUCAGCCCGUAGCUCCCGUGGCCUUCCUUGCUGUCAGCAGUUCGUAUCCCUCCUUUCCUCAACCCCUUCCACACCUCUGAACAAAUCCCAGUGAGCUGUGAUGGCUUCUGGCUCUGCUGGCUUGGCCUCACAGGCUCCUGGCCCAGCUGGGGUCCAGGAGAAGCAGCUUGGGCUGGGACUGGGUUCCCGCUUCCUUGUUCUCCAUCCCUGGAGCUGAGCUGCUGGCAACGUGUCCUCUGCUGGAAAACUUGGAUGCUGUUUGGUUACUGUGGCCAGAGCCACUAGGAUGCCCUUUUAGACCCCCAGCCAUGUCUGUCCUCCUCAUUUAACCUCUGCAGUUGGGAAUGUACCAUUCAUGGUGGAGACCAUGGCGAGGAGAGGCCACAGUUGUAUCUCACAGAGCUCCUGUGGUGCCCUGUGUCUCUGCAGUGCUCCCCUGCUCCUGAGCUUGCUCUCCCAAAUCACAUUUACUACAGCCUGGUCCUUCAGCAUCUCUUGCUGUACAUGGAGACCCCUUGGCAAAGCAAGGAGCAAGUGGGUGCAUUGUUCUUCGCUGGUGAAGAGUGUCAUCUCUGCUGUGGAGGGAGCAGGAAGGAGUUGGAGCUGAACCUCAUGGUGGUCCUCAUUUUAGAUACUGAGGCUGGGCAGGCACAGCUCCCACAGGGAAAUGCCCCUCUCAGACCUGUGGGGAGCCUCUGGCUGGCGUGCAGCAGGUCCCCUCCUUGUUCAUGUUUCAUGGACCCCUUUGAAACGGGCCAGCACUGCAGGAUGGAGUUAGUCCAGCUCUUCAGCCUGCCUGCGGUGCUGGCCCCAGUCCUUGGGGUGUAACAUGCAUUGGGUGAACGCAACAGGGCAAACCCCAGUGUCUGGGUUUGUGUUCCCCUGGGAGAAGAACAGGCAAUUCCCCAUCCUCUGCCUCGCUGCUGUCCCUCUUCUUUGCAGCCUCUCCAGCUUCAACCUCUUAAGUCCUGGGGAGCUCCUGGAGGCCCUUGAUCAUCCCUCGGUCCAAACUCGGGAAUGAAGAGGGGAAAAAAGCCCAUUUUCCCAAACCCAGCUCUGGGUAUAAAGAACUCCAACCCAUAGGGAUUCAUUCAAAUUCCUGGCUCCACUUUUUAAGCAGUUGGAUUUGGUUGUGUUGCAAUGGGGAGGGGAAGCGGUGGGGCACAAGUGAGCCAGUGGUUUCCAAAUUCAGCAUUCCAUGGAAAAUACCAAAAAUAUCAUCUGCCUUUUUCGCUUUGCUGCUGCUGCUUUAUUGUCCUUGUCCUGCUCUCCUCAUGUGCUGCUUCCAUAUUUUGGGCAUUUUCAGUCUGUUUGUGUGCUGGUAAACUCCGCUUUGGCACCUGAUGUCCCACUGCCUGUGGCAGAUGGCAAAGGGGACACAGGGGAUGCAGAGGCUCUUUGUGUUGGACACUGACUCUCAGCUUUCCACUGAACCAACAUACUGUCUGCUAGGAAGUUUUCCUAUUGAGCCAGCACAAGAGAGGAGAUAAAGGAUGUUCUGGGCUCCCUUUGGGUUUUAUUCUCUAUUUUAAGACAUUAUUUCCAACGUUCUGCAGCAGGAAUGUCCCAUCCCUCCUCCCCAGGGAGGUAGCUGGGGGGUAAAACCCUCCACAUUUGGUGCCUGUUCUUGUACCCAUACCCAUGGCUGUAAUUCUUUACUCCUUUGGUUCUCUUUCCAGAUGUGGGGGUUUUAUACAGCAUUUGAUGGCUCCGUUCAAGCUCAGGCCUCUGUGCGAUUUGUUACUGGGUUUUGCAGUGUAAACCACCAGUUGUACAUGUUUACCACCGCUUCUGGGGACUAUUUUUGUCCUGGGUUUUAAACCACCAAAUGUAAAGAACUGGAAAAUGUAAAUAAAGAUCUUUUUUAAGCCCG